CCUGUUUUGAUCUGCUCCUGGUGUGAGUCACCGCUUAUUUCUGCCCGUUUCAAACAUAACCUAUUUACACCGCUGUUUUUCAUUAUGUCGCCCUAGAAUAUGGCUUCAGGUGCCUCGCAGACCUAUACAGAGAGUAAAGUGCAAUUUCGUAGCGCUGAUGGCGAUGCUGAAGACGAGGAAGACAGUGAAGAUGUCUUAGAUCCCCGAGUGAAGGUAGACAGUUUCUAGACACGUACGGUCAGUUGUUUAUCGUAAAUGAUUACAACACCCUAAAAAUUUACCGUUGUACACAUUAAUAUUUAUCUUUUAGUUUUGACUGCCUGGAAAACUACCACAGUUACAGUGUUUCUUUAUUACCUACACAUGUUUUUCAAUUCUAAUGUGUUCGAGUUUUUUUCGUGAUAUUUAAACAGGGGGAGUUAGAGCGAUUGAACUCUUCGACCGCAGAAAUCAAUCGUCUGGAACACGAUCUUGAGGUAAGAAUAUGUAUAUUAAUAUCAUAACGUGCAGCUUAACGAUUAAAAUAGUUGUAUAAAUGCUUGCGUUUAUCUUUGAUGUGCUAGAUAGAUGCAGACUUACAUUUAUGCAGACGUUGAUUCUGAAGGUCGAUCGAGCCAAAUGUUUCUUUAACGAUAUUGAUUACAAUAAUUUCAUAUUGAAGAUAUCCAUUCCAAAUGUCACGAGCUUGAACUAGUGUGUAAAACGUAUUCAGCAUUGAAGUUGAGGGCUAGCCCUCGGGCCUUUAGCCCAGAAGUCGUCGGUUUGAGCCUUCCACUGGCAUUUAUUCCGAUUCUUUUGCGAAUUGGGCUACAUACCAGGGAUUUGACUGUAUUUGUGGUAAAAUAUCGAACAUCAGAAGUUUCCAAAUUAUUUGUUAUAUUGAAGUUGGUUUGGUUACUGUUAAGGACUCGGUUAAAAUUCCGUUGAUGAAAUGAUGAUACAUACAUAUAUACAUAUACUUUAUUUAUACUCGAAAUUCACAGUGUAGCUGUAGAGCUAAUAUCUUCGAGAAAAUAAGCUAAAAUAAAAUAAAAUAUGCUAUAUUACAAUUCCAAUAUUAUUUAUAAACUAUAUAAAACAUUAUGCAUGCAGAGGAAAAUAUAACUUGUGGAAAAGCUUCAUAUCUGAAGAUCUCCUGCUUGAAUUCUUGAAAAUUUAAUGUUUUGCAAGUGUCUGGGAGAGAGUUCCAUAAUAAUAAGCUGUGGUAAUGCAGGCCAUGUGUAUAAGGGGCAUACUUUAUUUAUUAGUUACCCUACAACUUCAUGUUAACGGUCUUCUUCUUUUUUUUUGGUAACAAAUAUUAUUCCUUUUUGGGUUGGAAAAUGGGCUGUUACAAUAGUGAGAGCACUUAGCCUCUCACCUGCACAGCAGUCAGGGUUCAAUUCCUGCGCAUGGCAUCAAUCAAAUGUGGUUGAUUGUUGUUUUUUGUUAGUUCUCAUCCUUGCUCCAGGACUUUUUUUCCAUAUGCUCUUCUUUUCCUCCCUCCAUAAAGACUAACACUCAAAAUUCCAAAUUCAACCUGAAGAGCUGCUCCGUGGAAGGACCACUACUCAUCAACAAUUCCAAUUGAUUUGCAUCAUUUAUUUUUGCCUUUUUUUUUUUUUUUUAUAUUCAGGAGCUUCAAGCAACAUUCAGACAGACACUGACAGAGUCAGCAUAUGUUCUGAAAAGCCAAGCCACCUUUCUUGGAUUAAAAUGUAUAGAUCGAGCACGGCCGUAUUAUAAUGCAGUACUGAAAGCAAAACAGGUUUGAACUUUUUGACUCUUAAGUGCAAUCAUUAAACCUGAAUAUUCUAUGUGAUCUGUAGUAAUUUUAUUGGAAUAGGUAACAGCAUGAUUUCGAGUACACAAUUUUGAGUGCAACAAAAUUGCAUGCACCUGUAGGGUAAGUGCAAUUUGUAGUCUUUGAAAAAUUACAAGUGCUUAUUUACACCAAAUUGCAUGAGAAAUCAUGUCAUUAACUGUUAAUAAUUUACAUGAAAAACGGACAAAAUUUCAGCAGCGUGUGCACCGUUUGUAAUUUUCACUCAUGUUACAACUUUGCACUUGUGUCACACUAAAAGGACACUAAUUUCCUGCCAAUCAGAUGCGCAUAAUUUGUUCAUAUAUAUUAUUACAGUCAGUUAACAUAUGGCAUGGACAAGGGUUUCUUCUCUUGUCUAGCUGUCACACAUCUCCAUGUCAGUAAGACAAUAAGUUUAAAUGUCCACUUAACCCUCAAACUUCCAAGAUCUGAUUGCCAAUUCUCCCAUCUAACUAACAAACAUUUCUUCUUAAUUGGUUGUGAGAAUUCAGUGUUAGAUCAAGAUAACUUCUACCUGAUAUGUUUGAGUAUUCUCUUUACCUGAUUUUUGGAUAAUGUAUGAAUAUUCCAAGGAGAACUUACAUGCUAAUCAGUUAUAGGAGUUAAAGGGUCUAAUUACAAUUCGAGAACUUGCUUGAGGAAUUUUCCAGAUUGAAACCCAAGUGUAAAGUACCCAGGCCAAAUGAAAAAACAAUUUUUUCUAAGUAUAAUCUAUGUAUUAUUUAAUGGUUUUGUAUUCAGAGUAAGACAACUUCGUCUUUCUUUUAUUAGUCACAGAUUGAAACUCAGAAAGCUGCACUGAAAUAUGAGAGGGCCUGUAGCUCACAUCAAGCAGCCAAGAAAAUGCUUUCCAUAGCAGAACAGAAACUUGUCUCCACAUCUAAGGAGCAUAAAGUUCUGGACCCAACAUGGCAAGAAAUGUUAAAUCAAGCUGUUCUAAAGGUUGGGGGUCCUGUAUAAAAUUUGUCUUUUGUUUUACCUGUGAGUAAAGAUUUUUUUUGCAAGAUUACUCUAAAAAAAGAUCCAACUAAGUCCAUUUUGACAAACUUUCUGCUUACUACUUAGAUAGGAAGUUGAUAUGUGAUACUUAUGCGUAAGGAGAGUGUCUAUGAAGAUGGUGAAUUUUUACACCUACAUUUUAGGUGAAAGAAGAUGUUAUUCAGUGACCAACAUAAUCAUACUGAGAGAACUUUUAGUGUUCGCAACUGGUGCACACUCAUAUGACACAGAGAAUAACAGCUUUCCACAUUGAACUCAAAAUUUGUCAAUUUCAUGAUACUACCAACCUUUUUGAUCCAAGUAGUGUAUUGGGUGCUUGUUACAUAUGAACCUGGUCAUCGCCUUCACUGCAGUUCACCAUCAAUUAUUUAUUAGCUCACUGGUAGACCACUAGAAUUUAAAUCAGAAGGUCUGGGUUUCUAACCUUACAUGAUGGAGAGUUUCAAUCAUUUCUCUUCUAUUAAUGGUAGGUUAUGGAGUCUGAUAAAGAGCGAGCUUUGAGUGAAAAAGAACAUCUUGAGACAGCACAAGCUUUCAGUGAAGCUGGGAGAAAAGUGACAGAAUUAAAAUCAAAGCUGAAUUCUGCUAUCAACAAGUCAAGGUAUACAAUUAUUAUCAUGGUCUUCACAAACAUGAACUUCUGUUAGAUACUGUCAGUUUUAGCCCUUUAACUUCCAUGAGUGACCAAGAAAGAAUUUCUCCUUACAGUAUCAAUACAAAAUCAACCAGCUAAGUGAUGAGAAUAUAGAAAAAUAUCAAUUUUGGGAUAUGCAGUUGAUCCAAUACUAAAUUUUCUGAACUUCUGGUAACAUUAUAAGAAUAGUAUGGUUGAUAGUAAGGAGGAUUACAGAUUUGAUCUGGGAGUUAAAGGAUUAAACCCAGAAGUAACAGUUGAUUUAGGUGAUCAUUGAGAUGAGAGGAAUUCUGUAAAGGAUUAUUUUUCAGUAUUAGGGACUGAUGUCUCGACAACUUGAGCUAAAGUCUACUGUCAUGGUUAGAGACUAUCAGUAGCAAUGAUUGUAAUGAUGACCUUCACAUGAAGUUGUUGAAAUGUCAGGCACUUUCACUGAUAUUAGUACCUUUUAGUACCUGAUCUACCUACAGCAAUUUCUCUGUAAAACCAGACUAAUUUUUUCCUCUCUUCACUUCUAGGCCAUAUUUUGAUUUGAAGAUGAAGUAUGAUCAAAUAUUAGAGGUAAUCAUUAACUGUAAACAUUCCUUGCAAAUAAAACCGGAUUAGUAAUGAAUUUCACUCACAUGUAACAUGAUAGUUCAUAGCAUUUUUGUCCCUUUGAGUAACAUCACCUAUCACCAUCACCCUGUACUUUAAUACAUGUAUAUCUGUCCAGAAACUGUCUGGAAACUGAAUAAUGUUUCCAUUGUUACCUUGAUGUAAUGAGACACUAAUGAUAGCAGUGGUGUAACCUUUCAAAAAUGUUGACUUGCUACUUUUGCUUUAAGUUAUCUCUGAAGUUAGCUUACUAAUCUGAGAUUACAGCAACGAUUUGUGCAGGGUAUAACAAAAUUAAAGGGGAAAUUCAGAGCCACCCAUAAAUUAUCAAAUAGAAAUAAUUUACUGUUUUUGUGCUGCAAAUUAUUUGUUCAGGAAUGUUUUGGGAAUUUCACGUACAUGUUAUGUACAUCCCAGCUCUUAUCAGCUUGUAACAAAUCAAAUAAAUUGUCCACCCUUUUAUGAUUUAGCCAAAUUUAUUUGUAUUAAUAGUUGUUCUUCUCACUAGGCACACAAGCGUCAAGUUGAAAUCACACAAGCAAGUCUUCAGGAGGCAAAACAAAAAUACUCAGUUGCCCUGAAGAACUUGGAAGGCAUCAGUGAAGAAAUCCAUGAAAUGAGACGCAGCAGAGAGAGCCUAGAUGCCCUUUUACUUGAGCGAGAGGAGGGGGUUGGGGCAGAGUCCCCUGAUGACACAGAUUUAACAAACUUGGAAGGUGGGACUAUGCUGGAAAUAAAACCAUCUUAUGGGUUCAAGAUAGCAAUAGUUUCGUCCACAAAAGAGGCAGAACUUGAAAACAGUGGGUUGAUUGUGGGCGAGCGAGAUGGUGACCCAGAGGGUUGUAACUCUCUUGAUGAACAGAAGGGGAGUAAAAAGCUUCAAGAAUCAUUUACCAAGGACAUCAGUGAAUCUGAGGUGUCUGUUGUAUGCCAAGGUGAAAAUGGUCCAACAGGCUCUUCUGAGGAUGUUGAAAAGGGAAGAAACAUGGGAAAACAUUUCUCUAAUUGCAAUUCCAAACCUUCAGUACCAGAUGAAAAAUGGACUGUUGUACAAGUUGAUAGUUGUGCGAGUGCAUCUCAGGACACAAUGGAAGCAAGUGAGUUUUCUGAUAACAAAGAAGUUGAAUGUGGUUUAGAGAUACAGGUUGUGGCUGACCAAGGUAGCAGAAGGAGUGAUGAUGAAAAAUGUUUUAAGGCAUUGACAAAUCAUCAGUUUGAUUUUGAGGAUCAGAACUUGAAUAAGGAGAUGGAUAAAAAGAUGAUCAGGAAAGCCAGGUACAUGAAGAAGCUACACAAGAAUCAGCUUCCACAUUGCAAGACCUCAAGUUAAGGAAGGCUACAGAGAAUACAUAUGAUGUAGAUAAUUCUGUCAAAUCUGCAGAAGGAUGUGAAAGUAACAGUACAUCAGCAAGACAAGGAAAUGUUGAAAGCAAAACUUCAUCAGAAGUGCAAGGUCCAGUCAGGGAGGAAGACUCUGUAGAUGUUACUGAGAAUGGGCAAACUGAUUAUGAAAGUGAAGUUGUUAAUAAAGAGGUUACCAAUGAUAAUAGCCACAUGGAUUUGGAUGUGAUGUAAGAACCAGAUAAUUGAGCUCAAUACAAUUUGGUAAGGAAGAUAAGUAAGACUGUUCAAAAUUUGACAACUUAACAAAUGCAAAAUGCGAUUAAAGCAUGUUUAAAGCAAAGGGCUCUUUAAAAUGAUUUUACACGUUAUUUGGAUGGCAAAGGCAAUUUAGUUUGAGUUUCUUUGCUCUAAGUUAAGCUUAACACUUAAAUUGAUUUGUUCAGCUUGCUGCCAAGGCUUUUAAUUUAGUAAAUUCAGUGUUAACCCUGUAACUCCCAAGAUUUGAUUGUCAAUUCUUCCCUCCAGCUGUAACACAUUUCCUUGUAAAUAAGUAGCAACAAGAAUUUGGUGUUAGAUCAAGACGACAACUUCUACAUGAUAUGUCUGAGUAUUCUCGUUAGCUUUUUACUGGAUCAUGUAUGGAUGUUUCAGGGAGAAAUUAGAUGUUAAUCACUUCUGCGAACUAAAGGUUUCAGGAUCAUUCUAAAUGUAUUUUGGUUUGCAUGACAACACUCAGUCACCUGAAGACAGCUCGUAUUACAUUGUAGCAUUUUUAGAAAUGCGGAAAGUUGACAACUACCUUUGCAGUGCAAUACAUAAUUUUGAUCAUCUCUUUGGAACUCAUUCAUGAAAGGUCAAAUCCACAUUAACUGUUUUAUUUCCUAAUAUUUAUUCAAAGACCAGAAAGUCUUAAGUGGUAUUUUAAAACUUUAUAACUGGAGUUCCUUUUUUUGUAGAUAUUUAUUAAUAUAUAUUUAACAUGUAACUUAGUGUACUUGGGCAUGCUAUGGGUGAAGAACCAUUUUAAGACUGAUGUGGGUAAUUUAAUUACAUAUAAAGCCAGGCACUAGCUUUACUGCAUGCAAGAAGAAGUCAUAUUUCACAAGGUCUGGGCAAAUGCAAUAGAAGGAUGUAGAGUUCCCUCUGUUGACAGCAAGGGCAUGUUUUUUUUUUAAACUGUGAAGAUAAUAUAUUUUAAACUUUUUUUUUUCCAACAUGAUUGGUUUCUGGAGACAACUGCAUCGGCUUUAAGUUAAGCAAAUAUCUAUAUUUAUUGUCAGUUGACAAAGGAAGUUAUUAAUUGCAUCUAAAAGUUGAGAUAUCAGUGAGCCAAUCAAAGUUGAAAAUGUUGUACAACAUGAAAAGACUGUAAGUUAAAAUAAUUAGUGGAAGUUAGAACAGUCUUAAUUAAUGAGAAGGUUCUUAUCAGCAAAGUUUGGUAUAAACUGCUUUUACUUAGUUAAACAUCAUAAUAAACAGAAAGUGUUCUUCAAACUGUCCAACAUUCCUUUCACUUAACAGAAAUACACCAGUUGGAUUUUGGAGUUAUAGGCUAAUUUUUGCACAUAUCAUUCAUCUCUGACUCCACUUUUAGAGUUUUAUUGAAUGGAAGGCCCUUUGAGUACUCAUAAACCUUUCCAAUUUUUGGAUAUUGUCCAUUCAAGGCAGACCACUAACAGUUUUCUGUGAAUAUGUUCCGAGACUCGCGCUUUUAAAACAACUUUAUUUAACAGAUCAGUGAAAACAAUUUAUAGUUCACAAACUGCAAAAACAACUUGAAGUUUUAUUUCCCGAUC
This is a messenger RNA of Pocillopora meandrina, 7174 nucleotides long. The record is from the annotation of a GenBank genome assembly. Lineage: Eukaryota; Metazoa; Cnidaria; Anthozoa; Scleractinia; Pocilloporidae.